Pestalotiopsis fici W106-1 is the source of this 1530-nucleotide messenger RNA. RefSeq lists its product as uncharacterized. The coding region runs from base 1 to 1530 and encodes 509 amino acids. Gene Ontology annotation, molecular function: heme binding; monooxygenase activity; iron ion binding. The transcript has a single exon. NCBI's taxonomy places the organism in Eukaryota, Fungi, Ascomycota, Sordariomycetes, Amphisphaeriales, Sporocadaceae. The record is from RefSeq and is a predicted model, not a curated record.
AUGGCGUUGCUGGAAGGGCCGGUCCUGUAUGUGGUUGGGCUCGUCGGCGCCAUUCUGAGUUACCGCCUCCUAUUCUACACUCCGACAUUGAGACGGCACGGCGUUCCUCUCAAGAAGCCGCCAAAUACCCUGCCCAUUGCUGGAAAUGGCAUCGUCUUUCUCCAGGCACGCCAGAAGCUCUUUGCCUGGUUUACAAAGUGCGAACGCCAAUUCGGCUACGAGACAUUUCAAAUCUCCGUACCUACACUCCCCCCCGGAGUAGUCAUCAAUGACCCCAAGAAUCUGGAAUUCGUGUACAAGCACGAAGGCACCUUUACCAAGGGAACCUUUUUCAAGAGGCUCUCGUGGGAUCUCUUUGGCGGGGGCAUCAUCAAUUCGGAUGGGGAUCUAUGGAGAGUGCAGAGAAAAGCGGGCUUGGCCUUUUUGAACGUACAGAACCUGCAGGUCUUGACCGAUGUCGCUCUCCCCAAGUACCUCAACCAGAGCCUCGACUUGCUCAACAAGCACGGUAAUGAUGGAACAUCUGUGGAUCUGCAGACCGUCUUUCACGAGAUUACAAGCCAGCUGAUGGGCAAGAUGGCAUACAACAUGGAGAUGCAUGCCGACGACGAAUUCACCAUGGCCUUUGAGCACGCUUCGGGGGAGACGACGGCAAGGUUUCAGAACCCGCUGUGGUUCGUCACCGAGAUAUUCACGGGCUUCAAGUUCCGAAAGUCCUUGGCCAUUGUCGCCUCGUACGGAGAAAAGAUUGUGCAAAGCGCCGUCAGAGAUCGUCACUCUAGCAAGCAAGGCGACGGCACCAAACUCGACGAGAUUUCGGGUUCGCUUAUUCAGUCGCUCCUUGACUCUAUUGAUAACGAAAAGAUUGUCGCAGAUUCAGCGCUGAAUUAUCUAUCCGCGGGCCGAGACACUGUCGCCCAGGCGUUGACGUGGACUUUUAUGCUACUCAUGGAAAACCGCUUUGCUACGGCAAAGGUCCGGAAAGAGAUGCAAGAGCUGCUUUCGCGAGAGAAUCUGUCCGAUACCUCUUUUACUUUUCGAGAGCUUGAUCCGACCAUUUUCACCCCAAACUCUCUCCCAUACGCCAUGGCCGUAUUCUACGAGGCAUUGCGACUUUAUCCGCCGAUCCCAUUCGAGAUAAGGCAAGCUGAAAAGGACAUAAGCUUGCCAGAUGGGACAUUUCUUCCAAAGAGCUCUAUUGUAUUAUGGUGUACAUGGGCAAUGAACAGGUCCAAGAUUUCCUGGGGAGAAGAUGCCGACUCCUUCCGACCGGACCGCUGGCUCGUCGACGGCAGGUUUGUAUCCAAGAGCGCGUCCGAGUUUCCCGUCUUUAAUGGUGGUGCUCGGACGUGUCUGGGCAAGAAGAUGGCCGAGGUCAUGGCUGUGCAGAUUAUUGCGGCCAUAAUGCUGACGUUUGACUUUAUGCCUGCGUAUGGCACCAAGCGGGUGAGCAAGACGAGUCUUACCCUGCCCAUGGAGGGUGGACUUCCUUGUUACGUACGAGCGAGGCACUAUAAACCGGAAAUGUAG